Molecule: messenger RNA, 2322 nt
Organism: Gamsiella multidivaricata
Lineage: Eukaryota; Fungi; Mortierellomycota; Mortierellomycetes; Mortierellales; Mortierellaceae
Exons: 4
Coding region: 103-2277 (724 amino acids)
Biological process (GO): magnesium ion homeostasis
Cellular component (GO): intracellular membrane-bounded organelle
Source: RefSeq, a predicted model, not a curated record
CUCUUCACCUUCACCGCUCCCCUCUUGACCUUAUCCACUUUGGCAUCACCCCUUUCAGGCAUCACCCCUUUCAGGCAUCAGAAAGAAAAGGAGAUCGACUCUAUGGAUCAGCAACGCACACCGUCCCAUGGUGAACAUGAGGUGGUCCUCACCAUGGAAAAGGACAUGGCUGCCAAUGCACGAUCCCUCAAGGAACGCCGUGGGAUCCAGCGCGCCUUGGGCUUCAAGAACAUCGUGAUCUACGUCCUCAUCUACACCAACCUCUUUCUUGCAUCAAAGCUGUUCUUCGAUUGGUCCUUGGAGCAGAACAAGAGCAAGAACGACGGUGCCCUUUCGGCCUUUGCGACCAAAGCACUAAAGGAAGGCGAGGGCGAGGGCGAGGGCAGCGACGCAUCGACACCUGAAUUCUGGAUUAAGAUGGCGCUCAUCGUAUUACUGGUAUUGAUUGGAGGCAUUUUUGCUGGAUUGACGAUCGGCUUGAUGGGUCUGGACGAGACCAACCUACAAGUUUUGAUGGCCUCAGGAUCCCUCAAGGAGCGGGCUCAUGCCGAAACCGUCCAAAAGCUGUUGGCCCGUGGAAAGCAUUGGGUGCUUGUGACCCUGCUACUGGGAAAUGUCAUCGUGAACGAGACCCUCCCGGUUGUCCUGGAUUCUGAACUUGGCGGAGGAGUUUUCGCUAUCCUAAUCUCUACUCUGCUGAUCGUCGUUUUUGGAGAGAUUAUCCCUCAGGCAGUGUGUGCUCGCUAUGGACUUGCGAUCGGUGCCUACUGCGCCAAGCCCAUGUUGGUGCUCAUGUACCUCAUGUCGCCCGUGGCCUACCCUAUCGCCAAGCUUUUGGACUCUUGGUUGGGUGUCCACCACGGGACGACGUACCGUAGGACUGAGCUCAAGACCCUCGUCUCGCUCCAUCAGAUUGACGGAAUUGGCGAGCUCACAGACGACGAGGUGACGAUUAUUGCCUCAGUUCUCGAUCUUAAGGAAAAGUCCGUCUCCUCCGUCAUGACCCCUCUCGAGGAUGUCUUCACGCUCAGCGAGGAUGCGAUCUUGGACGAACAUUUGAUGGAUGAGAUUGUCUCUGCUGGAUAUUCCCGUAUCCCUAUUUACAGGCACGACGAUACCAGCAACUUUAUUGGCAUGCUGCUCGUCAAGCGCCUGAUCACCUAUGACCCCGCGGACCACAUCCCCGUGCGACAGUUCACCAUUAACUCAUUGCCAGAAGCCGCGCCCAACACCAGCUGUCUCGACAUCUUGAACUUUUUCCAAGAGGGAAGAUCACACAUGGCUAUUGUUACCUCGGAGCCUGGCGGGUUUGGCCACCCUGUGGGUGUGAUUACAUUGGAGGAUGUAAUCGAGGAGCUCUUGGGUGAAGAAAUCGUGGACGAGUCCGAUGUCUAUGUCGAUAUUCACAACAAGAUCAAGGUCAUCCGGAAGCCAUCCAGGAACGUCAAUAUGAUCAAGAACCUGAAGUCUCUGCUCCGAUCCCCCGCGAUCGGUGAGUCAACCCCGCUCUUGGGCAACGCGAAUGGGCGAAAAUCAACAAUGCCAAUCGACAGCAAGUAUAUGGCAAGCGGAAAGACCAUCUUGCAGACCAGAAAGUCCUCAUCGGCGUUGAUUGAUACCACCACUGCCCAUAACACAGCCGUCAACGCCAGCACCACAGCCACCUCUGCUAACAAGGACAUCACGUCUGAAGCGGAUGUGAACAAGACCAAUGGAACGUCCAAGGAUAAUGCAGCGUCCAAGGACAGCGAAGCACCCAAGAACAAUGGGGUGCUCAAGCAUGACGAAGUGCCUGAGGAAGCUGCGCCGCCCAAGGACAAUGGAGUGCCUGAGACGACCGCUGCUGAGCACGCGGAUGGGCAUGCAGUCAACUUCAAAGAGAAUGCCGAGGUCAUCCCCCCGCGUGAAGUCACGACUCCUGCAAACGAGACACAGUCCUUCACUGAGACGCAACUAGCAGUGAAGACACCGCAGGAGGAUAUGAGCCUGGUUAUUGAGAUACCUGAGGCUACAGGCACCUACUCUAUUAACACGCCAUCAGAGAUUAUUGCAGCCGCCAUUGAAUCUGCUCACCUCUCUAAGGAAUCUGCAGCCGCCAUUGAAGCUGCUCAGCUGUCUGAGGAACCUACAGCCGAGGAGACGGAGACUUCUCAGCCUUCUAACCCAAUUUCAGAAUCUGCAUCGACCUCCACUCUUUUGGCCCAGUCUGAGAGCUCGAACACUCCAGGACCCAGCCCCUCCAAGAAAAAAAAGAAAAAGAAAAAGUCCAACAAGUAAAAAGUAAUGCCUUGCAAGACGGGAGCGUAGCUGCAUCAGGACAGA